CUCUGCACAAAACAUCUUCUGUGAGCUAAAUAACUGAAACAGUGAAUUACAAUGCUGCAAAUAUUUCUUCUGCUUCUGCCUGGUGUUCUCAGUAAUGAUUGGAGUGUGAGUUAUGUUUCUCUGAGUCGGGUCUGUGCUGCGAGGGGAUCCAAUGUUUCUAUUAACUGUAGAUAUGAAUAUCCAGAUGAUCAGCAAGUACAGCGAGUGCGGUGGUGUUCAGUGAGUUCAAACAAUGGCAACUGUGCGAAUGAGCCGAAUGUUUAUGAUAGUGAAUUCAACAAUAAUCAAAAAAACUUCCAAUACAUUGGAGACAAAACCUCAAAUUGUUCUCUUUUGAUCAGUAAUAUUGAUCAAACAUAUUCUGGAGAGUAUAAAUUCAGAUUUAUAACUGACAGGGACGAAUGGACAGGUGAACCUGGAGUGAACAUUUUAGUAGACGAUUUAAGAGUGUCCAUGAGCAGGUCAAGAGAAAAUGGAAGCACAAUAGUUGGAGACUCUCUGAAUUUGACGUGCACACUCAGCUGUUCUGGUAAUUUAGCUGAUGUUCAGUGGUUUAAGAAUCGUGAUCUGAUUCGACACUCAGAGCCCGUCCUCACCUUCACCAGAGUAACAGCUGAAGACUCGGGGAAUUACUCUUGUUCUUUGAGAAACUAUAAAACAACUGUAUCUGAAGAAAUUACCAUUUACAUUGAAGAUGUCGUCGCGUCUCCAACCGUUCUGAUUAUUGUGGUGUUUUUAUUCUCACUUGUUUUCAUCACUGCAGCUGUGAUUCUUAUGAGAAGAAGGAAAGCAAUAAUGAAAGAAAAACAAGCGGAAGAAAGAGAAGUCAAGGAUUCUCUUUACAGCACGAUUCAACCUCAAACAACCCUUCAUCAGAAAAACCACACUGGGUAUGCUGAGGCUAACAAAAACCUACGAGGAGCUGAGGAUGUACAGCAGGAAGAUGAAGUGCAAUAUUCAUCUGUCACCAUUAAACCCAAAGAACUGCUUCAAGUGUCUUCAAACACAGAGCAGGAGGAUGAUUCAACCAUCUACAGCGCAGUGAUGAAUGUCGGCUGCUCUGGUUCCUGACUGAAAGAUGUCCAGGUUUCGUGAGCGUCCAGGACAAGCACA
Messenger RNA from Carassius auratus (goldfish), 1113 nucleotides. RefSeq lists its product as uncharacterized. Bases 52 to 1071 code for a protein of 339 amino acids. NCBI's taxonomy places the organism in Eukaryota, Metazoa, Chordata, Actinopteri, Cypriniformes, Cyprinidae. The transcript has 9 exons. The record is from RefSeq and is a predicted model, not a curated record.